AUGACAAAGUACGUUGGGUGCAUUGAUAUUCACGGUGGUCAGGUGAAACAAAUAGUGGGCGGAACUUUGGAGAAAGAUGACAGAGAAGAGGAUGUAUCGCAGUCGCUGGCUACCAACUUCGUUAGUGAAAAACCCUCAUCAUACUACGCCCAGUUGUACAAAGACAACAAUGUCACGAGCACACAUGUGAUAAAGCUUGGAUCGCUCGAGACAAAUGACGAGGCAGCAAGAGAGGCUCUUAGGACUUGGCCAAACCACAUGCAGAUUGGAGGAGGCAUCAACGAUACCAACGCUGCUGAAUGGAUCGCAUUAGGGGCCUCGAAGGUGAUUAUAACAUCGUGGCUAUUUCCGCAGGGAGAAUUUAGUCUACAGAGACUACAGAAGAUCAGCGGACAGAUAGGCAAGGAUAGACUGGUUGUGGACUUGAGUUGUCGCAAGAGAAUAGAAGGUGGAAAAGUGGAAUGGGUGGUAGCUAUGAACAAAUGGCAGACUCUAACCAGCACUGUCUUGAACAGAAGUCUUUUCGAUCUCUUGGAGCAGUAUUGCUCGGAGUUUUUAGUUCAUGCCGCCGAUGUUGAGGGAUUGUGUCAGGGUAUAGACCAGGAUCUCGUGAAGAAGCUGAGUGAAUGGACUGAUUUCCCCAUGACAUAUGCCGGAGGAGCCAAAAGUUUGGAGGAUCUGAGAUUGGUGGACAAUUUGAGUAAUGGCAAAGUGGAUCUAACUUUUGGAAGUGCUUUGGACAUUUUUGGUGGCAAUCUAGUUAAGUUUGAAGACUGUUGCGAAUGGAACAGAUUGAGGAAGUAG
Molecule: messenger RNA, 804 nt
Organism: Kuraishia capsulata CBS 1993
Lineage: Eukaryota; Fungi; Ascomycota; Pichiomycetes; Pichiales; Pichiaceae
Exons: 1
Coding region: 1-804 (267 amino acids)
Biological process (GO): L-tryptophan biosynthetic process; L-histidine biosynthetic process
Cellular component (GO): cytoplasm
Molecular function (GO): 1-(5-phosphoribosyl)-5-[(5-phosphoribosylamino)methylideneamino]imidazole-4-carboxamide isomerase activity
Source: RefSeq, a predicted model, not a curated record